Molecule: messenger RNA, 6364 nt
Organism: Lingula anatina
Lineage: Eukaryota; Metazoa; Brachiopoda; Lingulata; Lingulida; Lingulidae
Product: WD repeat-containing protein 97
Molecular function (GO): protein binding
Source: RefSeq, a predicted model, not a curated record
UAGAUAUUUAAACAGUAUUUUAACUUAUUUGAUAGGCUCAGUUUAUCCAUUUAAAUGGAGGGGAUUCCAAUUCAAAUAAUAAGGAUGAAUGAAAAAUAAGAAACUAGUAAUGCAGUACAAGGCACAGAAAUAGCCUUGAAGACAAAAUAAUAGAACGAGAUGAGUGUCAAAUCUGAUGAGUCGCAGGAUCCACUGGAUGUGCUGCGACGUAGGAAACGAGAAAGGGAACGCAAGAAACUGGAAGAAGAAACAGGACAAAGCAAAGCUAAGUACCUAUGGCACAUGUUGCGAAUGUCCAUUCGACCUACCAUAGAGGCUCUAAACAAGGCAGAUAUCAAGGAGGUAGAGGUCAGUCAUGGAGUCCAUCACAGUCGGAAGAUUGCUCACAGAGGAGUCAUCAGCCACAUGGUUUUCAAUAAAAACAAGAGGGAGUAUCUUACUGUGGAGGGAAACCUGAUACGCAUAUUUAAAGGUGAUGGGAGGAAGAAAGAUGUGGUGGAGCCAGAGGAAGCUAUCACCAAGUUGUGUUAUGCCUCCCAGAUAGAUCAGUACGUAGGAUGGACCUAUGGUGAUAAACAUUUGGUGUUGAUGGGCAGUGACUUUGAGGUACUGUCUGUAAACAAGGCUUUUACAGAUGUGGUCAAUCUUGUGUACAAUGAAAACACCAACGAAGUGGUCAGUGGAGAAAUUGGCUGUAUAACUUCUUGGGUGUUUCGUUAUGGCAACAGACAUCUGAUCCCCAGGAAGACAGCCAAAGCCGAGAAGAUGGCUAAUGAACAUUUCUCCAUCUUGGUCUUGGAAGAGACACCUAGCAGGUCACAGAAAUGUUUUGCUGCAACUGGCACAGGUGUUGCAAUAUUUAACCUGUUUGAGGGCAAGUUACUGGACUGUCAGAAGGACCUCCAUGACCGCCAGAUCACCUCUCUGUGCUUCUUUAACCCACUCAAAUACCUGGUCACUGGGGCCAAAGAUGGCUCAAUCAAGGUUUGGGAUGAAACUUGGCACCUCCAGCUGGUGUUUGUAGGACAUAAUAAGCAGGUGUCAUGUCUGAGUGUCUAUCCGUUUGGGCCUUUUAUCAUGUCAGCCAGCCAUGACUGUAGCAUUCGAGUUUGGAGCCUAGAGACAUGUGAUGAAGUUGACAGAAUAGAGACCAAGCAGCCAGUGACAGGAAUGGGUACUCUUAUCUAUGAGAAUGACUUCUUCAGCUACUCCAUGACAGAGGUUGACCUCUGGAACAUACAGCAUGUGCAUGCACUGCACACUUCUGUGGGGUUUCGUGUCCAGCACAUCAAACCCACAGAUCAUCCCAACCAGCCAAUCAGAGCCACUCUACUAUGUAAGGACUCCAGUGUGCGCAUAGUGGCUCCCUCUACAGGGGAUGUCAUCACCACAUUGCUGAUGAACCCUAAGCGUGGAAUGGUGGAUGCUGCCUAUGCUUCAGCAGAAGAUGCCUUGUUUGCAGUAUUUGACAAUGGAGACAUUCUGAAGUGUGAUACCACCACCAACCCCAUCACAGUCAGGAUGGAGUGGGAAUGUAAGGACCCCUCAAAAGCUUGUAACUACCUGCUAGUGUAUGAAUACGUGGUGGACUCAGUUCUGGAGGGAGGGGACUCCUGGCUGGGAAUGCUCAAGUCCAUCACUACACAGCACCUUCACUCCAUCACAAACCAGGAGACCAAGAACACGGACAAGACACUACUCCUGGGGGGCAGGAAGGAUGGCUUCAUUUGUGUCUUUAAUUGGGACACAGGGGCCGUAGACUUUGAAAUAGAGGCUCAUGGCAGCAGAGGAGUACUGAACAUGAUUGCUAAUUCCAAGCAGGACCAGCUCAUAUCAGCAGGGAAUGACAACAUCAUUAAAGUGUGGCGGUUGUUCCCCUAUGCUCAGGAAGCUCUUGCUCCCCUGAUGUCCUUCUACUGUGCUCAGACCCCAAUACACAUGUGUGUGAUGAAAGGCAAACUGGGGGUGGCCUUUCAGGAGCACACUACCGCCACUUAUAGUGUGGUGGUCUAUGAUCUGCAGUCAAAGAGACGCUAUGACCACUCCCCUGAUGAUGACCACUCAGAUUCUAUAACUGGAGUGACCUGUUGUCCCAAGCUGAAACUGUUUGCUUCCUCCAGUGUGGACGGAACUGUUAGGAUAUGGAAUGAGGAAAACAAACUACUCAGGUUAGUCAAAAUGAAUGCUGUUCCACUGAGUCUGGGUUUCUGCAGUCCCAAGGGAGACUUGUUGGUGGGAAUUGGAAACCAUUUGCACAAAAUUGGAUAUGCAAGCUACAUGCCAAAAUUUCUGCGCUUCAAAAUGGUAACCAUAAAGUAUGCUGAAGAGAAGCCAGACCAACCCAUUCCUUUUGAUGAGGCUGUGGUGAGAAGACUGCGAAAGGAGGACAUCCUCAGACUGAAGGCAGCUCACUCUUCUUUUAAGUUUACUCACUUUAUGGAUGUUCUCAGUAAUGAAGAAGAGGAAGAAGUUAUGAUGGAGAAAAGACUGAAAGAAAAGGCUUUUGCUGUGAUUGACAAGAGGGAGGAGGAGCUACUGAAGAUGAAGAAUGGAGAAGUAAAGUCAUCCAGGAAACCCAAGAAAACACCUCUCACAAAGAAGAUUGCAUUUGAGAAAUACCUGAAGAUAUUUUAUGAUAGGCCACAGAUCAAGGUGCCCCCUGAUAACAUGUAUGAGGAGGAUUUAAUCAAAGAACUGGCUGAGGACAAAGGAUCUGAAGAUCCAGUGGAAAAGGCCGAAGAACCAUACAGAGAUGAAUAUGGACCCACAGGUUUCUUCCCUGCUCCUGACGCUGCUGAAAAAUAUGAAAUGGGAAAGAAGAUAGAGGAAAUCAAGGAUGAAAUGGAAAAAGAGAAGGAAAAGAAGGAAGAAGAAAAGCAAAAAGAAGAAGACACUGCUGGAAAACCUCUCAAAGCACAGUAUCCUAUCAACCCAUAUGGUUUUAUACCCAACUCAGUGUUGGUCAAGCUCCUGUGGCCCAAGAGAGAACUGUUGGUUCCCAAAGUGGAUCCAGCUUCACAACCGUGGAGACCCCCAGAAUUAACUGCAGACCAGUUGGCUAAGUUGGAAACCAAACGUAAAUCAUCAGUGUCAGCGUCCAGUUGGCCAGAUAUAUAUUCUGACUGGGGGGAAAAUGAGGAGGUUCGCUUUAAGACUACCAAGGCCAGACCCAAAACCUCAGAGUUAGGAGACACGUCCAGGAGCUUCAUUUUUGAAGAUGAUGAAAAGCCAAAGAAGGAGGAACCGUCUGAGAUGAUGAAGAAGAUGACUGAACUCAUCGAGAGGCCCCCAACACCCAAGAAACAACUAGCUACUCCUCAUAGAUUGGAAGAUUCUGUCCAAUCUGCCAGUCCAGUGUCUCCUGUUGCUGCUGUCCUAUCUCAGACAGUUGAAGUAGAGGAUUCAGUUCAGACUCCUGAACCAGAGCCAGAACCACCAAAACCUCCUCCUCCAAAGAAAAUAGUCCCUCCUAAGAAGAUUGUCAAACUGGUCUCCAAAGGACCUCCUCCAAAGCCCCCCACUCCACCUCCACCCAAACCAAGAACUCCCCCACCCCCCAAAGAACCCACACCUCCUCCUACUCCUCCCCCACCACCCACCCCACUCCCAGAAUUUAUUACUCAGUUCUUUGGACAAGAAUGGUUUGAGAAGUUCUUUCCAAAUUGUAAUAUCAAUACAUUCCCCAAACCAUGGACAGUAACAGCUCUUCUGAACAUGCUGCUAAGGCUUAUCAAGAUUGCAGAAUAUCGCUUCAAGAAAGAAGUUGUCAAUGCAAUCAAGAUUCUCUACCAACAAGAAGGUUUUGAGGAUAACAAAGUUGUUAUUCAUGCUCUCCUAUCUGCCUUAAACCCAGCAAAAAAUCCACCAAAUUGUUUGGACAUAACUCAGAAAGAGUUUGUAAAAGCUGUCUUAAAUUUGUUACAAUUGAUGGAGGUUGCAAGCAAGAGUUUUAUUAUAGAACUGAUGAUCCAGCACCUGGAUGGGGAUCCUGAUAUGAGGUUAUUAGUGAUGAAUUUCUUCCUGAACAUGGGCCUCCAAGAUCCGCACAAGUUCUUUCCCCGUGAGCUGGACAGCUGGGAUGUAUGGAGUAUAGAGGGAGAGGACAGGAAAGAACAGCUCAAGAAGAAAUGUGAUUUAUGGCUUGACAGGUGGAUGAUGGCAUUCAAGAUGCACCUGGAGGUAGCUAUAGAGAAGAUGAAGAAGAGUGGCAGUAUACAUGGCAGAGUCAGCAGGGGAACAAUAAAGAGCUCACCUGCAACACCUAGGAGCAUUCUGAAGAAGACACCAGGGGCUGCAGAGGAGGACAUGCCAGGGUCAGGGCCAGUAUCCAGAGCUGUGACAGUGACUUUUGACGCUCCUCCAGACCGGUCUGUCAUUGACAACGCCACCUAUUUGGAGGCUAUAAAUUAUUUCUGUGAAAUGGAAAUAGAGAAGGAGCUGGACAAGAUGAGGAAACGUGACAGUGAGGAGAAAGUUGUGGAGGCUAAAAAUACGGUGUUGGUUCUGCCCAAGGUUGGAGGCACCCCAAGCCUGGUACGCCUGGGUGAAACCCACACCAGUCGUUGUCAUGCCCGUAGGGAGACUAACCUGUCACUGGACUAUGUCCACCCAUCAGUGACUGCUAGGGGGCGCCAGCCAGACCCAGGACAAAUCUAUGGUUUUGCACCUAGCAUCAUCAUGCCUAUGAAGACUGUGUACAUGAAUCCCUUCCCCAGCCCCAUUGAUGAAUACGACUCCUGGAACCAGCAGCCUGUAUUGCUCAUGUUGAAAUCUUCACAGAAAUACUUCGUACCAUCCAGGUCUUAUGUCACUGACUUUGAAGAAUUGUUUUCCUGAUGUGAGCAAUGCAUUCAUAUUGGAAAUGAUCUACUGAUAAAAACAGGAAUUGCUGCCAUGGAAAUAUAUUUAGUUAUCAUGAUGAUGAAGGCUUCAUGUUGCUAUGGUUGCCUAAGCCAAACUUGUUUUAUUGUCAUUGUAUAUCAGUUCAUUGACUGCUGACAGGCUUCAAGUUUACAGAAUUAUAGCAUCUUGUUAUCAUUGUCUUAGAUAUACAAAAUAUGUACUAACAAAUUUUACACAUUAAUUUAUUAUGAAAUAAUUGUAACACAAGUCAUCAUAUCAAUUAUGCAUUUCUGUGAUCGAAACCGUCCAGUGUCUACACUCCAGUUUGCGGUACUUGUGAGUCAAAUUUUUGUUUUUCACUCUCAUUCUAUUUGCAGUCCUCAAGAGAGAACAGAUCUUUUUAAAAAGAAAACAGAUUUGUAAAUAUUUUUAAAAAUAUGUAUUUAUUGUUCAUAUACUUUAACUGUAUAUAUUAACUGGUAUGUUAGACUCUUUAACUGGUAUGUUAUACAAAAUAACUGUAAUAUUGCCUGUUUUAUUGGUAAAAAUUGACUUGAAUAGAAAAUUCAUUUACAAAUUUGCAAACAUACUAGUAAUUAGCUAUAACAGACAACAUCAGUAAGAAAAUGUUUAACAACUUUUAUGUUAAAUGAUUGUUUAAUAAUAAAAAAGAUUGUUUUUGAAUAUUUGGAAAAUAUAAAAUUUGUCUGUGAACAUAACGACUAUGUAAUAAUUACAAUAUUUAAAUACAUAGUAAUAAUAAAUAAUUGCAGUGCUAUCAGUGGACACGUCUUCAGGCUUUGCAUUAAAUAUAUCAAACAUAUUCAUGGGCCCAAAUUUCAUUCUUGACUUUGGUCUCUUUGGCAAAAAUUAAAGUCUGUAAUAUGUAUUCUACUCAGCACCAUGUUUGUCUCGCUUAAAAAUACAUCACUGACAAAUAACAUGAGAUUGUAUAAGAUGUAAGUAUCUGGACUCCAAGAAGUUGAAUAUCACAAUAUCACAGUUCAUAUCAACACAAGCAUGUUUCCAGCUUCUCGUUCUCUUAUUUAUCAAUAGCCAAUAUCUAAAACAUUUAAUAUAUAAAAGUAGUCAACCUUAUAAACUGCAUGCUUUUUUUGACCUAAUUUUUUCCAUACAAAAGAAGUAUGCGUUGCUUGUCCAAAGGAGUGGAGUAGUGUUUUGACAAGUCACUUGUGCAAUGAAUGUUGACAACACAGAUCCAGCCGUAGUGCAUCUUACAUACAUGCCACACAUCUAGUGCAUGAUAAACCUGGAAUACCAUGCAUCAGCUUUGCUCUUAAGACUUCUGUAUAUCACCCACCUUGGAGUAUCUUUUACAUAACUGACAAUGUCUGGUGCAUAAUAAUCAAUAAAUAUCAUAAGGUGAUGUCUCUGGGAUAAUAAAAGAGAGGGGUGGCAAACAACCAUCAUUCUCAUGGAUAAUGUUGAACAGUUUCAUUACCUCCGCCAAGGAGGUUAUGUUUUCACCCCUGUUUGUUUGUCUGUCUGUCAUCAACAUAAC